GAAGAAUCCAAUCGAAAAUUCACCUCUGUUGCGAUUCUAGACUCUUUCUCAAUCCAUGGAAUUUCUUGAAAUAAUAAUCCUGCCAUUGAUAAAGAAAAUAGAACAGGAUCCUCAUUCCCAAAAAGAAUUGAGCAACCUGCUGAAAGAUAUUUGGGAAGAAGUAAAGCAGAAGCCUGGAAAUUUCGAGUUGAGAGAGCUUCUGACUCAAAUUUGCAGUGUGGAGGAUACCAUUGACUCCAUCAUUGCUAGAAAAAUGCUGCAGAGACAAAAUAUCUCCAUCAGGAAGGCUCCUGUCAAAUAUUUUUCAAUUGCAAAAGGCAGUGUCAAAUUUCCUCACGAGUUGCACAAGCAAACUAAGGGGCUAAAAAAAAUAUUGAAUGAUUUCUUGUCUGCCCCAGUUCCAGAAGAGAAGUUACCGAGCAAAUCAGAUACCGUAGAGGUCCCAGCAAAGGAGUCCUCUAGUAACACAGUUCCUCAAAAGAAGUCCUCUAAAGAUGCUGCAGUUUUAUCAAGAAAACCAAGUAUUUCAGGGGGCAUUCAAGUCUCAUCAGAAAACAAAGAUGUUGGGAGGGACAACAAGGAUUCAGAUGAAAGACAUCAUCAGAGUUGGGAGGAAGGGUGUGUCCCAAUUUUCUUGGAGGAGUUAGUAAGCAAAUUAGCUCAACCAGCACUCCUUAGCAGGCGGGUGAGGCAACUUCUCAUUUUGAAAGCCAAUUUGAAAUACCCGAGUGAUGCAAUUUUCUUGUGGACUUCCUACCAUUCUUCUGUUACUAAACAACAUUUUCAGUUUUGCUGUUGGGUUCGUGUUUCUAAAGAGUCAGGAGAAAGAAAUAUCUUAAGUGAUAUUUUGAAACAAGUUCCUUCUAUUAAGCAGGGAGAACUCGAGCUGUCAAAUCAGUUACUGAGGAAGCGGCUUCAAGAUUUCUUAGUUUUUGAAAGGUACCUGAUAGUUUUAUAUGGUGAACUAAGAGACGAUGUUUGGAACAGUCUCAAAUCUGCUUUUCCCUACUCAUUGAAUGGUAGCCGAGUGCUUCUCAUCUGUAAAGGAAUCACUUCAACCAAUGUUUCAAGGGAAUGGUCAAGCCAACAGCUAGGGAAGUCUAAAGAUUAUUUGCUGGAGGAAUCUAGAAUGAUUGGCAUGAAGGAUAUUAUGACUGAGUUAUACCAGUCAAUCUUAAAUCAGUAUAAAUUGUUGUUUCUCAUUUCCAUUGUUGGGGUGGCAGAAUCAGAGAAGACAACUUUUUUGUGGGCUAUGUACAAUGCAGAGGAUAUUAAGCAGCAAUUCCAAUACCGUGCCUGGGUUCUUGUUCCAAAAGAGUUCAAAGAAACAGAUCUCCUAGCUGAUAUUUUGGAACAAGUUACAGAUAACAAGGUAGAAGAAGAAGACCUCGACCUGGUGACACUACAAAAGAAGCUUUGCAAUUUCCUAGCUCCGAAGAGAUACCUCAUAGUUUUAUAUGAUGUUUGGACGACUGAGGUUUGGGACAAGCUCAAACAAGCCUUUCCCAACUCCAUGAAUGGUAGCCGGGUGAUUAUAACCGUCCACGAGGCUGAUGUGGCCAGGCAAACCAAUUCUUCUUGGAUCUUGGGAACAGUUUGUGGAAAAGAGUCGCAGCAUGAAAAGGUUUCAAAUCUAAAAGUUAAACAUAGGUGGGGAAGAUUAUCUGAUGUUAAGGCUAAUGAGUCAGGCCUUGUUGGAUUGGAUGAUAAAGUGCAGGAAUUAGCUGAACUGCUACUUGAAAAUUAUCAAUUUCUCAUCUCAGUGGUGGGUGUGGCAGGCUCUGGCAAGACAAUACUUGUGAAGGCAAUCUACAGUAGUUUAGCAAUUAAGCAGCAUUUCGAGUGUCGAGCUUUUGUUUCUGUUUCUCAAGUAUUUGAGGAGAGAAAACUCUUGGCAGACUUAUCAAUGCAGCUGGGAAUGGUGCGGAAGGAUGAGAGCUGGUCCAAAGAGGAAUUGCAAAAGAGACUUAGAAGUUUCUUGGGUUGGAAGAGAUACCUGAUAGUUUUAGAUGAUGUCUAUACAGCUGGUGUUUGGGAAAAACUCAGUCUUGCCUUUCCAAAUUCGUCAAAUGGGAGUAGGGUGAUACUCACUACUCGUGAUGCUUGUGUGCCACGCAAUAUUAAAGGGCAUACCAGAGUUAUCCAACUACGUUUUCUAAACAAUGAUGAGAGUUGGGAAUUGUUUGUAAAGAGGGUACCAACGGUUGUAGAAAAUGCAGAAUUGAUUAAAGCUGUCAAAGAAAAGAUUUUGCAAAGAUGUGGGGGCCUGCCUCUAGAUAUAGUUGUACUUGGAGGUUUGCUUUCUACCAAGGAACUAAAAAUCCCGGUGUGGUCUAAAUUCAUUGAGCAAGUCAGUCAAAAGAAAGAAAAGAAAGGGAGGAUAACUGGUGAAGAUGGUGUGAAUUCCUCAGGCCAACCGGCUUCCUCACAUAUGAAGAAAGCAAAUGGAGGUCAGUCAUAUUCUUUCACCAAACGUGAUUCAUCAGAUACCAAGCUGGAAGAGAAAGAUGAUAAGGGGGAGAUUGAGGAAAUAGGUCCCAGUGAAGCUUCACGGAUGCAAAAAGAAGAAAAGGUGAAGCAUGGAGCAACCAAAGAAGAUCAGGAACCUUCGCCAAAUCAAUUGCCUUCAUCAUCAGAUACCACACAAAAAGAAGACAACAGGAUAUUGGCAAUGCAGAAUACUUCUUUUGAUCAAGAUCAAGCAGGUUCCUCUGAUGAAACCUUAUCAGGUAUCUUGGCUUUAGGCUAUCAGGACCUAAAUUCUCAAUUGAAGUUCUGCCUUAAUUAUUUAGGUCUCUUUCCCAAAUCAUACAAGGUUCCUUUUAGGAGGUUGAUUCAACUGUUGCAAGCAGAGGGAUUGUUGAAACAAGAAACAAAGGAAGAAAGUUUUGAAGAGCAGGUGAAGAAAUACAUUGAAGACUUAAAAAAAAGAAACAUGAUUGAGGUAGAAGAAAAAUUAAAUGGGAGCCCCAAAACCAUUUGUAUGAAAAGUACUCUAUAUGAUGCAUUGUCUCCACGAGCAGAGAAAGCUGGAUUGUUUCACAUUCACUUCAACCAUGAAAAGAAAGAUGCCCCCAAACAAUUUGAGUACGUCCGAAGGCUUGCAGAACACCCAGAGAUCAGCUAUGACAGGCUUCCAAAUUACAGCUUUAGUCUACGCUCUUACGUUUCUUUCAAAACCGAAAAAGGUGAUCGACCUGCUUUUGGGGUAGAUAAAUUUCUUAAGGACACUGUUAAGAGAGGUUUUGGAUUAAUUGUCAUACUUGAUUUGGAAGGAUUUUACAAACCAGUGCUAUCUAAACAUCUAGGCAAAUUUCCAAACCUCAAGUAUUUGGGAUUAAGAUGGACUUUUUUGGAUUCAAUUCCUAAUUCAGUUGGUGACUUGCCUUGCCUUGAGACUUUGGAUGUGAAGCAUACUAACAUCAGCACUUUACCUGGUGAGUUCUGGGAGGCAAAAUAUCUUCAAUAUCUUUACAUGAACAAUAUUUGUGUUGAUACAUCGAUUCCAAAGGCACCUCAAACAAAUGGAUCAUUAACCAAUCUUAAGACUUUAUUGGGUCUGGUGAUCCGCAGUAAGGAUUCUGUAGCUUAUUUGAAGGCAGCGAAUGGUCUUAGAAAACUUGGAGUAACAUGCCAUGAAGAAUCAAUUAAGGAGACAGUUGAGUGGAUUUCUAAGUUGACCCAACUUCAAUCAUUGAAGUUGAGGUCAAUAAACAAAAGCCACAAAUCUUCUACAUUGAAAUUCGGUGAUUUAGGGAAUCAUACUGAUCUAUCACAGUUGUAUUUGAUUGGACAACUUGAGAAGGCAUUAGAUGUUAAAAAAUUUCCACCAAAGCUAGAGAUCCUUACUUUGGCGGUGUCAGAACUGCCGGAUGACCCAAUGAAAGAACUAGGAAAGAUGGAGAGUUUGAAGAUCCUUGGGCUGCACGCCCGUUCCUACAAGGGGAGAACAAUGACAUGUCUUCGUGACACUUUCCCAAAGCUUCAAGUCUUAAAAUUGUGGAUGCUUGAGGAGCUCGAGAAAUGGGAAGUGGAGAAGGGAGCCAUGCCCGCCUUAGAAGAAGUUGAGAUCAGAUGCUGUAAGAAACUCAUUAACACUGAUGGAUUGAAGGAGUUGACCACUUUGAAGGAAUUGAUUUUGACAGGUAUGAAUCAGGAUUUUGUGAAGGAACUUAAAGAAAGGCUAGGCAGACUAGGCAGCAAUGUGUCACUCAGAGAAAACGACUGGAAAUUUUCUUCUACCUGGGCGAAAGCAUGGUUUAAAUGGAAUCAACAGCAUAGCAUCUACAAGUGGAAAUCAAGUUCGUGGAGUGAUCUCAUGGGUUUCAGUGGGGAUGAGUAUCUUCAUAAUGAGUUUAUGCUGGUGUCACAAAAGCAGGGAUCUCGCCAUGCAUUGGCCUAAUUUCUUUCUCUAUGUAUCUAAUGUGAUAUCGAUUUUACUCAACAAAAACUUUGUGGGAUGAAAUUUAUUUGCACUUCCUUUUCAUUUGUCAGUUGUUUUUCUUGUAUUGUGCUAGGAUAAUGAUACUUAGAAUCAUUACUCAUUGUGCCAUGUCAAAGCUUUUCUGUCUAUUUGAUGCUGAUCUGUAUAAAAUAGCAGUGAAGCU
Molecule: messenger RNA, 4607 nt
Organism: Rubroshorea leprosula
Lineage: Eukaryota; Viridiplantae; Streptophyta; Magnoliopsida; Malvales; Dipterocarpaceae
Source: the annotation of a GenBank genome assembly